Morchella sextelata is the source of this 1668-nucleotide messenger RNA. RefSeq lists its product as uncharacterized. The coding region runs from base 1 to 1668 and encodes 555 amino acids. NCBI's taxonomy places the organism in Eukaryota, Fungi, Ascomycota, Pezizomycetes, Pezizales, Morchellaceae. Gene Ontology annotation, cellular component: fungal-type vacuole membrane. The record is from RefSeq and is a predicted model, not a curated record. Gene Ontology annotation, molecular function: basic amino acid transmembrane transporter activity. The transcript is spliced from 4 exons. Gene Ontology annotation, biological process: transmembrane transport; basic amino acid transport.
AUGUCUGGAAAUACACAAUCGAAAGACCCGCUGGACGAGACAUCACCACUGCUCGGGGGUGCUCCAGUAGCUGCCGAUAAUGCUGCAGAGCGCGUUGCGGGUAAUAAUGGUUGUGGGGAUGCAGAGCCUUUGAAGGAUGAUGAUGCAGACCUUCCGAAGGAAUUGUCGUUGGCAAAAUUGACGGUUGUGAUGCUGGCAGUGUGGGGUGGUGUAUUCCUCGCAGCAAUCGAUACCACCGUCAUUUCCACACUUCUCGCACCAAUCUCAAGCUCCUUUUCAUCGUUCGCGUCGAUAUCAUGGGUUGCGAGUGCGUACCUCAUCUCCAAUGCUGCUCUGCAGCCAUUAUUUGGCAGGCUCACGGACAUUUACGGUCGUCGUUAUGGGCUCGUGAUCUGCAAUAUUCUGUUCGCGGCUGGUACGCUGAUGUGCGGCCUUGCAAAGAAUGAGUACACCAUGAUCGCGGGACGAGUGAUUGCUGGUGCUGGCGGAGGAGGCAUGACCACGAUCUCCUCGAUUGUUGCUACGGAUCUGGUACCAUUAAGGAAGAGAGGAAUUGUCCAGGGAGGAGGCAAUUUAUCCUACGGCGCAGGCGCAGCUCUGGGAGGUGUAUUUGGUGGUUUCAUCCAUGAUCGUAUUGGCUGGAGAUGGGCGUUCUUGAUUCAGGUGCCCUUUAUUAUCGUGUCUACGAUUAUGGUCGCCAUGUUUGUGAGGAUUCCGAUAAAGAAGUCAAAUAUCGCACGCCACAGGCGAAUCGACUAUGCAGGUGCACUCACACUUGUAAUGUCACUGGUACUGCUGUUGAUUGCGCUUAAUACUGGCGGGAAUAUGCUUCCAUGGACCCAUCCGCUCAUCUUGGUCUGCCUCCCACUCAGUGUGGUGUUUCUGUUCGCAUUUGGCUAUAUCGAGAAGAACGUGGCACAGGAGCCCAUCAUCCCCGUAGGUCUCUUGGGUGAUCGCACAGUAUUGGCGGCCUGCAUGACGAACUGGUUCAUGGUUAUGAGUGUAUUCUCUUUGUACUUCUACUGCCCAAUCUACUUUAUGGUGCGCGGCCAGUCCUCAACCGACGCUGGUCUUCGCCUGACACCUUUCGCCGCCGGAAUCUCCGUCGGCUCUCUUAGUACGGGCAUUGCCAUGAACCGCUCAGGCCAUUACUACAAGCUCGGGCUCCUCGCCAUGUUCGUGUACAACUCCGGCGUCGCUGCAAUCUGCACAUUCAAUCUUAAUACCCCUCUCUUCCCGCAAUUCUUCAAUUUCUUUGUCUUCGGGUGUGGUUAUGGCGGUGUCCUCACUGUAACGCUGCUAGCGCUGAUCGCCGCUGUUGGUCGGAAGGAUCAAGCCGUGAUAACAUCUGCCAGCUAUGCGUUCCGCUCCACGGGCAGCACGAUCGGCGCCACAGUCGGCAGCGCAAUUUUCCAGAAUGUGUUGAAGAGGAGGCUGGUGGCGUACUUGGGCGACGGUGAGGAAGCGAGGAGGGUUAUUGGACAGGUGAGGGAGAGGUUCGACGCGAUUGAUAGCAUACCGGGCGAGUAUGUGGGCAGGGUCAGGGGGGCUUAUAUGGACGCCCUGCAUGCCGUGUUUUAUGCGAGUCUGGGGAUGGGAAUAUUGGCGAUGGUGUGCGCUGCGUGGAUGAGGGAGCACAAAUUACAUAAAACGUUGGAUAGGAAUUAA